Messenger RNA from Caenorhabditis elegans, 440 nucleotides. It is a transcript of the gene C42C1.12, whose product is annotated as PAP2_C domain-containing protein. The transcript is spliced from 3 exons. The record is from RefSeq and is marked reviewed. Lineage: Eukaryota; Metazoa; Nematoda; Chromadorea; Rhabditida; Rhabditidae. Bases 4 to 363 code for a protein of 119 amino acids.
AAAAUGAGUGCAACUGUAGAAGACGACGAGAAUCCACCGCUCCAGAAUGCAAAAUUAUUCGGACUUUUCAAGAAUCCAGAUCCUGGUUUUACGCAAACAGGAAUUUCAAUGUUCACAAAUUUUGUGCUCACCAAUAUGUUUGUGUAUGGAGUGACAGGACGUGCGAAAUUGGCGUAUGCACUCAGUAUGAUUUCCAUUCCCUGCUCGGUCAUUAUAAGUGUUCGAGAUUCACAAAAAGAUUAUGAUAAAUGGAAAGAGAUGCGAUUACUACGUCUGAAAGGUGUACCAGAACGAUUCAUGCCGUACAAAUGCAAGUACGACUGGUCAGACUAUGAUUUACGGAAGAUUCGGGAAGAGAAAUGAGCCGGGUACACUUGAUAGGAUCUUUACUUUUACAGUUCGAUAAUCGAUUGAUAAAUAAAAAUAAUAAACGAUGAAAA